UGAAAGCGUUAUCCACGUCCCUGCCCUGUACAGAUGAUGAAAUGAUGUCUGUUGCCGUUAAAUCCGCGCCAAUCCCGUCCUGCAGAAUCACUUUGCUCGAGCGGCUGGAGCAGUGAUCACGUCUCCGCGCGCGCAGCGGUGCUUAGUAGGAUACGUUGUAGGAUUACGUUUAUCUCAAACGUCUUACUGCUCAUAAGCAGACCUGCGAUGUAGCACAUCGCUGUCCAAUCUAAACUGAAAGGAAUAUUUCCAGACCAUUACAAGUUUUGAAUUUAAUGGAUUUUCUGAGGAACUCCUUCCCGCUCUAAGCGCUCCGUGUAUUUCAGGGAGUACCGGACCUCUAGGUGUGACCCGUCAUGCCGUUCGGGUGCCUUGUCCCGCGGGACGGCGGGAGGUCGAGUAACCUGCCUGACAUCACCGACAAAUAUGAGUUUGGGCAGAUUCUCAAGGCGAAGGAGUUCUGUGAGCUGUGCCUGGCUCGGGAGCGGCAGACGGGCCAGGUCUUCAUCUGCAAGAAGUUUCUGAAGAAAGACGGCAGGAAAGUGCGUCGCGCCGCGAAGAACGAGAUUAUGAUCCUGAGGAUGGUCAGCCACCCCAACAUCUUGCAGCUGAUAGACACCUACGAAACCAGGAAGGAAUACUUCAUCAUCCAGGAGAUAGCCACAGGAGGGGAUCUGUUUGACUGGAUCCUGGAUCAGGGCAGCUACACAGAGAGAGACGCUGCAAACGUCGUCCGCCAGGUGCUGGAGGCCGUGUCCUACCUGCACUCCCUCAACAUCGUCCACAGGAACCUAAAGCUGGAGAAUCUGAUGUACUACACCGAGAAUAACCAGAGUAAAGUGGUUCUGCGUGACUUCUACCUGUCCACGUUUGAGAACGGCUCCAUCACUGAGCCCUGUGGCACACCUGAGUACCUGGCUCCGGAGGUAGUGACUCGUCAUCGGUACGGACGGCCGGUAGACUGCUGGGCUGUGGGAGUUAUCAUGUACAUACUUCUGUCCGGAAACCCGCCGUUCUUCGAUGAGGCAGAGGAAGAGAACACGGACCUGCGCAACCGGGUGCUCUUCUGCCGCAUUGCCGCCGGCGAGUUUGAGUUCGACUCCCCCUACUGGGACGGCAUCUCCACUGCAGCCAAAGCUCUGGUGUGCAGACUGAUGGAGGUGGACCAGAUGCUGAGGGUCACUGCUCAGGAAGCUCUGGGCCAUGAGUGGAUCACAGGGCAGGGGGCCUCAGAGAGGAACCUGAAGGAUGUGGUGUGUGCGCAGUUUGCGAGGAACUUUGCCAAGUCCAAAUGGAGGAAAGCCCUCUGCGUCACCACGUUCAUGCAGCGGCUUCGCACACCGGAGCCCAGGUCCCCAGGAAGGGAGGGGGGCGAGAAGGGGGGGCACGGCGAGGACAAGGGGGCAGCUGCUCCCGGGGGCUCCUCCGAUCUCUCCCAACAAGCGAGGGAUGAAAAGGGCAGAGCGGACGGAGCAGAAGGAGAGGAAAGGAGUGAGAGUGGGACGAACAGGCCCGGUCCUCCAGUCAGCCCUUCGGUGGAGCGCAAUCCACCCUCUGCAGGAAACCCCCCCUUACCGCACACUCAAGAGAAUCAGGAGAGGGGGGGCAGAGAGAAGCACUGCUCUGAAGCCCAGUGGAUUCUGGGAAGGGCUGGAGCUGAGGAGGCAGAGCAGGAGCAGGAGGAAGAGUGCUCCAACGCUGCAGAAACUCACUCAGUGGACUCCUCCGACUAUAGCUCAUCCUCUGAGGUCUCCUGCCCAGGGUCCUCUGCUGUGACUACAGCGCCCCCUGCAGAUCAGCACAAGGCAGCACAACAACAACAGGAGCGAGAGGACGGGGACAGGGGCGAGAGCAUCUUUGGAAGCCGGUGCCAAAUUCCAGCGGGCACCGCGGAGGAGUUGGUGCAGCGGGGAAACGAGAGCUCUGAAGGCGGGGGCAGAACAGUGCGAGAUGUAGGAGGGGUGAGUCAUGACCUGGGGCAACCUGGGAGAAAGCAGGAAGAAGUGCAUUAUGGGUGGGAGGAAUCUGCAGGCAUGGGCUGUGCCUCAUUCCCUGUGGUUCAGGAACAGACUGAAGCUGCACUGUCCAAGGGACACCGCUAUACCUCUCGCUCUCCUGUAGGGGGAAACAUGCCCGCCAUGUUGGAGCAGAGAGAAAACCGAAAGGAAGAGACUCCCUCCGCUUCCUCCUCCGAAACCACAACUACCCGACCUCCCCCACCAUCGUCCCCCCCUCCCUCCCCACCUACCCACCAGCAGACUUUCUCUCAGGAAGGAAAGGAUGGCCCAGUGGCUGUUGGCAGGCCACGCCUACCACCCAGGGGAAGCCAGUCAGGUAGAGAACUCUGAGGUCCUGUGUUACGCAUGAGAAACAUGCUGACAGGUAUGCACACCUGUUUCUAUACCACGGGCAAACUGAUGUAAAUAUAGAGGUAUGCAUACACACGGUGUAUACAUGGCUAAUUCAACUUAGCAUCUGCUGGAUAAAGCAUACAUACUACAGUGCACCCUAGAAGGCAAAAUAGGUACUAGGUAGUAGGUACAGUACAGCCAUGUAGUGCUGAUGACCAAUUCAUAUGUACUGCACCCAGUUAGCAGCACCCCAGUACACUGACAGCAUGUGCGUGAGAAAUGAGGAAUGUGUGUGCGUGUGUGUGUGUGUGUGUGUUAUUGAAUGUGAAAUUAGCUGGUAAUGCAUCUUGGCACAGACUAAAAAGCUUGAUUGAAAGUCUGCAAAUUGUUAGAAUUUCUUCUGUACAGUUCAUGAAUAUCUUAUUUUACCUUGUAAAAAAUAUGUAUACAUAUAACCUGCCAUUGUAUUUAAGAUGGAUUUCCAACAGGUCUACUGGUAUGACUUUUGUUUUUCUGUUUGUCUUCUAUGCAGAUUAUUUUACAUUAUAUUCCAUUGAUGAAUGGCAGAUUAUGUAGCCCUAUAAACAGCCUCUGUUUGUGUCAUUAACUUGUCAUUAAUCUUACAGCUAUAAUACAAUAAAACUCUAAGUUAAAACUUC
Molecule: messenger RNA, 3010 nt
Organism: Anguilla anguilla (European eel)
Lineage: Eukaryota; Metazoa; Chordata; Actinopteri; Anguilliformes; Anguillidae
Product: caM kinase-like vesicle-associated protein
Exons: 11
Coding region: 357-2348 (663 amino acids)
Biological process (GO): peptidyl-serine phosphorylation
Cellular component (GO): intracellular anatomical structure
Molecular function (GO): ATP binding; calcium/calmodulin-dependent protein kinase activity; calmodulin binding
Source: RefSeq, a predicted model, not a curated record